This is a messenger RNA of Aureobasidium namibiae CBS 147.97, 363 nucleotides long. RefSeq lists its product as uncharacterized. Gene Ontology annotation, cellular component: cytosol. The record is from RefSeq and is a predicted model, not a curated record. The transcript has 2 exons. Lineage: Eukaryota; Fungi; Ascomycota; Dothideomycetes; Dothideales; Saccotheciaceae. Bases 1 to 363 code for a protein of 120 amino acids. Gene Ontology annotation, molecular function: protein-disulfide reductase [NAD(P)H] activity.
AUGCCUCUCGUCGAAAAAUCAUAUCCCGCCAUGAUGAGCGCAAUCAAAAGCUCCUCUGUCCCCAGAACUUCCUUCUUGGUCUUCUACUCUUCAAUCGUGGAUGGCAGGAUGUGGUGCCCGGACUGCGUUGACGUCGAGCCUUCUGUGCGCGAAGCCUUUGACAGCAAUGACAAGCCCGAAGCCAUGCUCUUCUACGUAGGCAAGAAAGAGGAGUGGCGUACACCUGAGAACGUGGCUCGUGUGGAUUGGAAAGUCAGUGGUAUACCUACCAUCAUCAAAUUGCAGGAGGGAAAGGAGAUUGCUCGUGUUACUGAGACGGAGAUUUUGGAUAGCGGCAACUGGCAGGCUUUCCUCAAGAACUAA